AUGGCGAAACAUUCCGAAAGUACAAUAGACUUAUCACCAGCCGAAGAGCUUUUGCGGAAGCUUCUGCUGGAUUGCCGGGAUCACAUCGUGCACAACAGCCAUGACGCCAUCAAUCUCGAGAUAUGGUUCACUGGGGGCUGGGUUCGGGACAGACUACUCGGCGGCGAAAGCCAGGAUAUCGAUGUGGCUCUUAGCUCCAUGACUGGGACUCAGUUUGGGGAAGCCCUCGAAGACCAUUUUGCUCGCUCGGCCGCAGAGUACAUCGCCGAAGCCCAGAGGCUUGGUGUACCCCCAACCAUCAAAGGGCUGCACAAAAUCAACAGCAAUCCAGAGAAGUCGAAGCACCUAGAGACAGGAACUAUCGAAAUAUUUGGGUUGUCGGUUGACUUUGUCAACCUGAGAAAAGAAGUCUAUACAGACCAGAGCCGGAAUCCUCAAGUCGAAUUCGGUACUGCGGUAGAAGAUGCUUAUCGCCGUGAUGCUACAAUCAACUCCAUCUUUUACAACCUAACCAGAAGACAAGUCGAAGAUCACACCCAGAUGGGGCUAUCAGACUUGGCAGCCGGCAUCAUUAGGACACCACUCCAGCCUACUCAGACCUUCAUGGAUGACCCUCUUCGGAUCCUAAGGUUGGUCAGAUUUGCCAGCUGGCUUGGCUUCCAAAUUGAUCAAGAAACGGCACAAGCGAUGAAAGACCCACUCGUUCACACGGCUUUCAAUGUGAAAAUCACUCGCGAGCGAGUGGGGAUUGAAAUUGAGAUAAUGAUCAAGGGCCCAGAUCCGUUGACCGCCUUUGAGUUUCUCUAUGAAUGCGAUCUAUAUUCCACAGUCUUCCUAGAUCCGCCAGGUUAUCUAGGACAAAGGCUGCUACAUGCUUUUCCUCACAGUGAACAUAACAUCCCAUGGCCGAAUUCGUGGCCCCUCGCAUUCAGGAAUCUUGCGUUUCUAUUGCAACAUAAAUCCGGGCACUCGAAGAGAGACUUCUGGGAGUCUGAAGCACGGGAGCACAUCUGGUUGAUGGCGGCCUGGGCGCCGCUCGCACCACUUCGGAGAACCGACAUCGAGAAAGUUGUGAAGACUGCAACCGGGGCAAUCAAGAUAACAAGCAAAACUUCAAAAAUUCUAGGCGAUUGCCUCAAGAAUAUGGAUUCUAUCCAUGCAUCCGUACGACAGAUUGCGACAGCUUCAGUCGGGGUAUCCCGAAGCACUCUCGGCAUGGCAGUCAGGUCUUGGGGUAGGUCGUGGAAGCUCCAAGUGUUAUACACGCUAUUAGCCGACGCCAUUUCUCAGGCUGUGGACGAUGGCGUCUUUGCCGACCUACUUGGCGGAUAUUCGAAGUUCAUGGACCACGUGUUUGAUUAG
Molecule: messenger RNA, 1362 nt
Organism: Penicillium cinerascens
Lineage: Eukaryota; Fungi; Ascomycota; Eurotiomycetes; Eurotiales; Aspergillaceae
Product: poly(A) polymerase
Exons: 1
Coding region: 1-1362 (453 amino acids)
Biological process (GO): tRNA 3'-terminal CCA addition
Molecular function (GO): ATP:3'-cytidine-cytidine-tRNA adenylyltransferase activity; RNA binding
Source: RefSeq, a predicted model, not a curated record